This is a messenger RNA of Solea senegalensis (Senegalese sole), 2579 nucleotides long. RefSeq names its product adenosylmethionine decarboxylase 1 (gene amd1). Lineage: Eukaryota; Metazoa; Chordata; Actinopteri; Pleuronectiformes; Soleidae. The transcript has 9 exons. Gene Ontology annotation, biological process: spermine biosynthetic process; spermidine biosynthetic process. Gene Ontology annotation, cellular component: cytosol. The coding region runs from base 205 to 1215 and encodes 336 amino acids. The record is from RefSeq and is a predicted model, not a curated record. Gene Ontology annotation, molecular function: adenosylmethionine decarboxylase activity.
GCUCUUCACAGUAUGGCCGGCGAUAUUAGCUAGCACUCACUCACGGUAUUCUCUGUAAAAGGGAAGACGGUAACUCAAGAAAAUCAACACCUGGAUCGCUUAAAGGACUGUACCUCACUAAAUUAUAACCGAUCGAGGAAGGACUCAUUAAGCUGUAAACGUUACAACCGACGUUGAAUAUUUUUGUUGGCUGUCUGUUGCCUCAUGAUGGAAGAAAAUGGUGCACAUUUCUUCGAGGGGACCGAAAAGCUGCUGGAGGUGUGGUUCUCCCGGCAGGAUGAGACCAAAGGAACCGGCGACCUCCGCACCAUCCCGAGGUUUGAGUGGGACAAACUUUUGGAGAAUGUGCAUUGUUUGAUCAUAAGUGUGACAAAGACUGACAAGCAGGAAGCUUAUAUACUCAGUGAGAGUAGCAUGUUUGUCUCCAAGAGACGUUUCAUUUUGAAGACGUGUGGAACCACCCUCUUGCUGCAAGCACUGGUCCCUCUGCUGGAACUAGCCAGGGAGUACUGUGGCUUCGAUGCCAUCGAGAACUUUUUCUACUCCCGCAAGAAUUUCAUGAAGCCAACUCAUCAAGAAUUCCCUCAUCGAAACUUCCAGGAGGAAGUGGAAUUUCUCAGCCAGAUUUUCCCCAAUGGUGCAGCCUACUGUAUGGGCCGUCUGAACUCUGACUGCUGGUACCUGUUUACCCUGGACUUACCGGAGUACUGGGAAAACAAGCAUGCAGACCAGACUCUGGAAGUUCUGAUGAGUGACCUUGAUCCAGCCAUUAUGGACCAGUUCUAUAUGAAAGAUGGUGUUUCUGCAAGUGAUGUCACUCGUAUGAGUGGAAUUCGUGACCUGAUAGCAGGUUCUGUGAUCGAUGCCACAAUGUUCAACCCUUGUGGAUACUCAAUGAAUGGAAUGAAGACUGACGGAACGUACUGGACCAUCCACAUCACCCCUGAGCCAGAGUUCUCCUAUGUCAGCUUCGAAACCAACCUCUCUGCUACGUCGUACGACGAUUUGGUGAGGAAGGUGGUGGAUGUGUUCAAGCCAGGGAAGUUUGUGACGACUCUUUUUGUCAAUCAGAGCUCCAAGUGUCGCAGCGUUUUUUCUUCCGCGCAGAAACUCGAGGGCUACAAGCGCCUCGACCGCCAGUUGGCUCAGUUUAAUGAUUACAAUUUUGUCUUCACAAGUUACGCCAAGAACCGGCAGCAGAACCAGCAGAGCUGAGGGUCGGGGAUGAAGAAGAGGCGCAAAAAGAAAAGCAGCCGCCGGGGGCCGCCCCCCUGCGCCUGCCCGCCUCCCCCCCCAGUAGAGAGCCCGUCGUCUUCCCCCUCCUCCCUCCACCCGCUGCGCUGCUGUCGGCGCCCGAGUUUAGCCUCCAGUUUGAGUUGUUUGCAUUGUUGUACCUGUGACUUAGAUCUCGUGCAUGAAAGCUCUUCUCUCGGUUUGGAUAUUCUAGCUCACUCUUGCUGUGGUCUUGAAGUGCAUGUAGAAGAAUUAAACGCGCUCCGUUUCAGGAGGUCCACCCGUGCCCACUGCAACGGUCCCUUCCUGCAAGUCUCCGCCCUCAUCCCCCACAGACAAGGCUUCCGGCCGCACUAGGCCGGGGCCCUGGCGUGCUCAGACCAGUCUUGGCCUCUUAGGUUUGGUGUGGUGUUGAUGAAAACAAACAAACACAGUAGUGAUCUAAAACCGUGAAAGUCCUCCACACCUACACCACCCUGUGGUCCUUGUGACGACACCUUCAGUGUGUGCACUGAUCUGCACCCAGGCGUCUUUGUUUUACAGUGCGCUGUAUCGUCAACAAGCUCCGCCUUCAUGUCAAUCGGUUCAUCGGUUCAAGUGGCGCGUCCGCCCGUCUCGUCUGAAGAAAGGCCCGGAGCGGGUCCGAGCGCCGCCGAGCGGCUGGUCCUGGCCGUGAACGUCCUGCUCUCAAAGGGAAACAAUGAAUCGUCAUUUUCUCUCCCCCUCAUCACGUCAUCCUCUCUGUCUCUUUCUGAACCACAGUAAAUGUGUGGAGCACAAUGGACGCCCGAGCGUCUGAGCAUGUCAGGGUGACCCCGGAUCAUUCCACCUGUACCCGCUGCACAACCUGCCGUUUUAUCACUCACUUUUCUUUUUUCCCUCUGUGAAUUGUUGGAGUAGCACUUUUGUCUUCUUUUGUUUGGACCCGUGCUCUUUGUCCACUGAGGGGACAAUCCUGUGACUACCAGAGCUGUGCUUGAUUGACAGCUCCCUCUGCUCCUUCAUCCUUCUCUUUGGAAUGAGGUGAAGUCAGAGUCAGUGGUGUGUCUUCAUGAGCUGUGUCUGUCUGUCUGUCUGACUGUCUGUGUGUGUGACUGUCUGUCUGUCUCUGUGUGUGUGUGUGUGUGUGUGUGUGUGUCAUGGCUGUGGUUUUUGGCGAGGACCAAUCCCUGCUCUUGCUCUAACAGUGUUCAGUGAGCGAUCACCACAGUCGCACACUCGUGUGAAUUUAUUUGAACUUUAUUAUUUUUUUAUACACUGACCUCAGUUGUACACGAACUCAGUUUUAUACAAACAACACUUUGUAUUUUUGCUGUGGACCAACGUUCCUUUUCUUUCACAUUCUC